Messenger RNA from Leptomonas pyrrhocoris, 1176 nucleotides. RefSeq lists its product as hypothetical. Lineage: Eukaryota; Euglenozoa; Kinetoplastea; Trypanosomatida; Trypanosomatidae. The record is from RefSeq and is a predicted model, not a curated record. The transcript has a single exon. Bases 253 to 1176 code for a protein of 307 amino acids.
GUCUCGUAUAACGGUUGCGUCAUAUCGAGGGGCUUUGCACGCACGGAGCAGGUGCCCUUAUUCGUGUCGGUACUGUUUCUUUCUUCUGGUGGACGCGAGAGAGCAGGAGUGUGGAUAGCUGUGGGGCUUCGCCAACCGGCUGGCUCGCAUAGCUACUGAGUGAGAAGUCUUUGGGGACUUCUUUCAUUUUCCCGCCUGACAGCGUGGCAACUCCUAGCCUUCUCGCAGUUAUGCAUCUCUCCGGCGUUCUCGAUGUCGCUCUGGCCGUUUCGAACCGGCAACGAUGACCGCUUCCAAAGCAGCAGCAGGGCCGCCUCCGAUAAGGAAGACAUUUACGCGGCGGUACGCCACGGCGGUCUCCCGCCUCACCGUUACGGCAUCGAGGUGAACAACUACCUUGAGUGGCGGUGGAGGCGCGGCUUUCUGCAGAGCGUGUUUCCUGUCGCCUGCUACGGCGCCCUCGCAGGCUUUUGCGUUGGCUUCCGUCAGUCACGCGUCGAAGGGCGCUACAUUGGCCGCUAUCGAAUUAUGUGGCGCUACACCUCCACCUUUGCCGCGGUGGGUCUGCUCACGAGCGCCUUUCAUCAGCUGUUGGUGAUGCGCAAUCAGUACCACGACAAAUUUUACUACCCCAUCGUUGCGGGUACGGCAGGCGCCGUGGUGUUGACGCUCGUCUCGCAGAUGGGCUCGUUCGGGCAAGGCGUGUUUGCGGGCAGUUUCGUAGGUGUGUUGUACGGCCUGGGCUGCUACGGCAUGAACUAUUACCACCGUCGCCGACUACGAACUUUCCUGCACGAGCAGCAGAUGAAUCAGGUUCCCAUUCACAAGGUGUCACCCGAGCUGCAGCCCAUGUACCGUGCCUUCUUGUAUGACUAUCGUCCGAUGGAGGAGGAGGACAAGCGCACGCGCGAGGCGGUCACGCUCUCUCGCUCCGCCGAUGACACCCGCUUGGAUGCGCGGACGUUUAUGAGCAACAUGACGCCGGAGGUGUACGAUUGGGUAAACUUCCCUGACUGGUGGCCGCUGAAGUUCCCGACGCAGACGGAGGAAGAACAAAUGUUGUUAGAGCGGCAGCGUGACGAGGAGGUGGAGCGACGCAAGGUGGUGUUUCUGGAAACGGAAGACGCUGGGCUGUUGAAGCGCAAGAACCGUGCCAAGCAGUACCGCGAUCGUUGA